GCUGCCACCCACCCCUCCCCUCGCUCUCCUCCCUCCCUCCCCAAGAUCCAGCGCGCUCCAAGAUCCCCAUGUUGUGCUCCUCCCUCCCUCCCCUCCGGCAAGACCCAGCGCGCGGCCUUCCUCUCCUCGAUCUAGAUCGGGGCACCCCGCCGCCCAGCCUCUGUCUCCCUCCGUCUCCCACCCGAUGGAGGCCGCGGUGGGGGGAAGCGAGGGGCCAAACACCCGCUUCCAACACACAAGGUCUCGGCUUCCCCUCCCAUAGCCGCACCACUCGUCCGCUAGCUCCCCACGCAGGCAUAUUCGGAUGGAGGCGGCCGUCGCUGGCGGCGGCAGCGGGCUGGGUACCAUGAGCACCGUGCUCGCCAUCUGUCAGAACCGCGAUCUGACACCAUCCUCAAGUGGUGGGGAUUCAACAUCCCGUCAUCAACAAGUUGGUAUUCUAGAUUUGGUAAAGGUGCCGCCAGAUCUUGCCACACUGGGCAUCAGGACCGCUGGAUGCUUCUCUCACGGUGGUCAAGCCAAGCUCUCCUACGGUGGUCAGAACGGGCGUCGUCAACCCCGCCACUCCCUCUUCCCCAUGACUCCACCUCGACAACCUGGCUCGGUGAGGGAUGCUCCACCAGCAUCCUGCUGCUUGGCGGUGGACGACAAGGACUUCCUCGUGCACGAGGUGUCUUCUAAGAUCUACGGCGACAAGGUGAAUGGAACUUGUGUUGUUGGUAGAACUCCGUUGACGACUUCUACCCAUGUUGAAGAGCAUGUUCUGUGGUAUCCAAGAGUAGCUAGCUUUUAUACUGGUAGAGCGGUUUAUUUGUAGAUCCCAAUAUUUAUGAUUGUGUGGAUCUGGGUGAAGUAUGAAGUUCCUGGGUAUGCAAGAUUCGAUGGUAAAACUGGUUGUUGUGAUGUGAAUGAGUGUAUGGAAACUGGUUGUUGUGAUGUGAAUGAGUGUAUGGAGUUUCACGUGUUCUGUUCUGUAUAGCGUAUUGUAAUAAACUUAUUUUAGCUGUUAUUUGAAGAUUUUCAUAUGCUUUA
Molecule: messenger RNA, 1032 nt
Organism: Aegilops tauschii subsp. strangulata
Lineage: Eukaryota; Viridiplantae; Streptophyta; Magnoliopsida; Poales; Poaceae
Source: RefSeq, a predicted model, not a curated record